AUGGCAACCAAAGCCAUUCUCACAAUCAACGAUGCAUCGCUCUCAGACCGCAGCGACGACAUCGAGCUCGCGGCUGACUGUUCCCGCCACCAUGCCAAGUCCAAGCCUAAACUCGAGCGCACCGUGAUGCGCAAGAUCGACCGCUGGCUCGUAGGCUUCUACUCGCUCGUGUACGUGUUCCGGGUGAUCGACUCGGCCAACUACUCCAACGCGGCCAUCAUCAACCUCGAGAACGGAACGGGGAUCAAGAAGCAGCUGGGGCUGACCCCCUCGCAGUGGGCCUGGUCCCUCUCCAUCUUCUCCUACAGCUACAUGGUCUUCGAGCCGACCAAUACCCUCGCCAUGAAGGUGUUCUCCCCCUCGCGCUGGAUGUUCGUGCUUAUUCUUGGCUGGGGCGUCUGCGCCUGCUCGUCGGCGGCGGCGCAGGAUUUCGGGGGCAUGAUGUGCGUUCGAUUCGCCAUCGGGCUUGCAGAGGCAGGCUUUUUCCCCGCUGUGCUCUACCACAUGGCUUUUUGGUACAAGCCUAGCGAGAUCCCGCAGCGGAUUGCCAUAUUUUACUCGGUAGGACAGCUUUCUCCGGCCGUGAGUGGUCUGCUGGCUUAUGCCAUUGGUUUCAUGGACGGGCUAGGAGGUCUCGCCGGCUGGAGGUGGCUUUUCCUCCUCGAAGGACUCCCUGCCAUCCUAUUAUCAGUGGUGGCAUUCUGGCUGCCAGACUACCCCGAGACCGCGCGGAUGCUCACGGACGACGAGCGAGCAUUUCUCCAGGGCCGGCUGGGAGAUACUGCGCCGACGGGCAAGAAAGGGCACUGGGAUUUCGAGUCGCUGAAGAAGCUGGGCAGGGAUCCGACUUUCUACACGUUUUCGGCGUACUGGAUCUGCCAUGGGAUUGGUGGCUUCGGCAUCGGCACCGCGUUGCCGACGGUCAUUUAUGAGCUGGGCUUCACGACUACCUCCAACUCGCAGUUGAUGAACAUUCCUCCUUACGUCUGUGCGUUCCUCUUUCUGAAUGUCUUGGGUCACUUUUUACAUAAAAAGACCAUUCGACCUUGGACGACGGCUGUAGCUACCGUGUCAUGCGCGGGCUCCGCGUAUCCAACGAUAUGGCCAGAACGGAUUCGCGCACUGGAGGGGACAGUUGCUUCAGGACUUGGUAUCGGUUGGACAAAUGCGAUGGCGCAGUUUAGUGGAAUAGCUGGUCCUCAUGUCUUCAGUACAGUAUUUGGUCCAACCUACUACGUGUCGUAUGGUAUCUGCCUUGCAUUUCUAAGCACGGCGAUUGUAUCCAUUCUCACAUCGUGGAUAUUGGUCAAGCGAAAGGAUGAGAGGAUGAGAGGAUGAGAGGAUGAGAGUGGAGCAGAGGUAGUAGAAGUCCCUAUUUUGAUGCAAUUAUCUGUACAUCAUGUAUGAAGAAAUGAUAGACAACUCGUAGAAUGAAGAAUUAAAACCGAAAGAUGUAAAAGAAAAAGAAAAAGAAAAAAAGAGGCACAAUUAACAUCCACAUCUCAUCAUUAAAUGCGAAUGGAUAUUAAAAAAUACCUGGUCCUGGUGGGGAUUGAACCCACGACCUAUGCAUAUCUCACUACAAGAUUGUAUAAGAGCACCAUGCUAACCACUGCACCACAGGACCGGUGAAUUUCUUCCUCUUCAAAGAAGAAAUUGGAUAAUUAUCGGC
Messenger RNA from Hypoxylon fragiforme, 1672 nucleotides. RefSeq names its product MFS general substrate transporter. The coding region runs from base 1 to 1338 and encodes 445 amino acids. Gene Ontology annotation, molecular function: transmembrane transporter activity. Gene Ontology annotation, cellular component: membrane. The record is from RefSeq and is a predicted model, not a curated record. Gene Ontology annotation, biological process: transmembrane transport. The transcript is spliced from 5 exons. NCBI's taxonomy places the organism in Eukaryota, Fungi, Ascomycota, Sordariomycetes, Xylariales, Hypoxylaceae.